AUAAUUAUAAAUGUCAGUCGGAAGAUGUUUUUUUGAGGUGCUUCACAUAAUAAUAUUUGAUUUUAAUAUACUUUUCUAAUCAUGGGAGGCUCUCAGAGUACUCGUAAAGUCACAAUUGAUAAUGAAAAUGCUAUUCAAGUGUCGCAAGAGGCAUUAGACAGAAUACAAGCUCAAUUGACAAGCAAACAAACGCAACAAGCACAAGCACCUCCUCCACCUCAGUAUAUACCUCCUCCCUCCUACGAUCAACGACCAAACCAAGAUUACAUUGCUGAGGAAGCAUACUGGGCGCGUCGAAUAGAAAACUUAAAACGUGCUCAUGAGAAAAUAAAUGCUGGUAUGGUCCAGGAAUACCAAAAGACUUUAAAAGAAGCUAAUGAAUUGUUUGAUUUAACACAAACUUACAAAGUUGCUACUAAAUUACCACCAUGUCAAGAAGAAAAAGCUAAGGUCCUAGAGUGCUAUAGUACAAACCCUGGAAAAUCCUUAACUUGUUCAGUGCUAGUAAAUGAAUUCAAUGAUUGUGUCUGCAAGAGCAGAGUUGCUGCUGUUACUGCAUCAUCUUGAGCUAACAGCAAGUUGUACAUAUACAGGAAAAUAAAAGUACCACACAUUUAAGGGAUUUUGGCUCUGGAUGUAGAUUUGAUAUAAUUAAUACUGUAUGAAUAAACUGUUAAUUUA
Molecule: messenger RNA, 681 nt
Organism: Diatraea saccharalis (sugarcane borer)
Lineage: Eukaryota; Metazoa; Arthropoda; Insecta; Lepidoptera; Crambidae
Source: the annotation of a GenBank genome assembly